UUGUAAACAUUAGACUUGCUCGUGUUCAGAUAUCAAGAUGUUACCGAAAAUACUUUGUCGUGGAACAAUUGAUCUUCUGUCACAUUUACCUUCCCCAUUCUGAAAUACUUAUUUGACGCGUCUCAAAUUGUGUCAGUGCCCUAGACAGCUAGCUAGCCUGUGUGACUGGGUGUUGUGUACAGCUCUUUGUGUGAGAUGGGGGACGAUCGACCUUUUGUGUGCACCGCCCCAGGCUGUGGCCAGAGAUUUACUAAUGAAGACCAUUUAUCGGUCCACAAACACAAGCAUGAGAUGACCCUGAAAUUUGGUCCUGCCAGAACUGACUCCGUCAUCAUUGCAGACCAGACCCCCACACCCACCCGCUUCCUGAAGAACUGUGAGGAGGUGGGUCUGUUCAACGAGCUGGCCAGCUCCUUCGAGCAGGAGUUCCGGAAGGCCCAUGAGGAUGACCAAAGGAACAAAAACCCGCUCACGGCCCCCCAGCUUCCGGCCCCACCCCUACAGACCCCCUCUGGGGUGAAAGAAGAGGAUGAGGGGCCUCUGGAGGUAGACUCCUCCCCCCCAGGCAGUCCUGACUCCACCUCCAGCAUGUCGGACAGCAGCAAAGAGCCAAUGGUGAGAGGAAAGGAGACUCCUCCACGGCCGGUGGUAAGCUCUGCCCCCACGCCAACUAUCGUACGCCCAGGGUCCCUUCCCAUUCACCUUGUUUACGACCCCCUGCACCCGACUCUGCCCUCGCCAACCUCUGUCAUCACACAAACCCCGCCCUCCAACAGACAACUGGGCUCUCCGACAGGUUCCUUCCCGCUGGUAAUGCAUCUCCCCAACGGACAGACAGUCCCUCUCCUCCCCAGCCCAAAUAUGACCUCGGUCAUAUCUCUGGCGAGGCCGUUUAAUUUGGUGCCCAACAUCCCUGGGAUUCCAGGCCCUCCGAUUGGUGGGACCAGCAGUGGCUCCUCCUCCCCAUCUGGGUAUAGUCUACACUCAGAGGCCAAGAUGAGGCUGAAGGCAGCGCUGACCCAACAACAGCAGCAGCAUGGCCCGGGGGCUCAGAACGGGGCUGGAGAGGGCCCAGGGGGGGCAGGGUCCAGCCCCAUUGUCCCCCAGAGACAUGAGCAGAGCCAGCAGCCCUCGCAGCACUCUGACACACCCUCUCCCGCACAGCCACAGCAAACCAGCAGUGGCUCCUCCUCUCCAUUUGGGUAUAGUCUACAUUCAGAGGACAUGAUGAUGUCCCCAGCCCAGCCCACAGGUGGUAGGAGGCGGCGGGGUGCGGAGGUUGACCCAGACGAGAGGAGGCAGCGCUUCCUGGAGAGGAACAGGGCGGCGGCUUCUCGCUGCCGACAGAAACGCAAGGUGUGGGUCGGCUCUCUGGAGAGGAAGGCAGAGGACCUGGCUACCAUGAAUGUUUCUUUGACCAAUGAAGUGGGUCUGCUGAGGAACGAGGUGACCCAACUGAAACAGCUGCUGCUGGCCCACAAAGACUGCCCUGUCACUGCCAUGCAGAAGAAGUCUGCCUACGUAGCUGCAGGAGUAGAGGAGAACUCCAGGGACCCCCCCUCUGAGCCUAUGGGUUCCCCAGCCCCGGUUAUCCAGCACGGGCCUUCGCCCCUUGCCCCCAGCCCUGGGGCCAUCACCGUCAACGGGCUGAGCGUCCGCGCGGCUGAGGCAGUAGCCAUGUCGGUCCUGGCCGGCAUGGGGGCGGCCCAGCAGGGAGGGGUCCUCAUGGCCACACAGCCGCAGCCGGCCCCCAGAUGAUGAGCAGGCGCAGGGAGUCAGUAAGAACUCUACAUUGGGCUUUACGAGGCUGGACUGGCACAAUGAUGUGUGCAAGAGAUUGAAAGAGAGAAAGGGACCUGAUUUGAAAUCUGAAAUUCCACCUGUUGAUAGUACUUUUCACUCCCCUCCCCAUCUUUCUCCAUCCUACGCUCUAUGACCUUGGACACACUUGAUAGCCUCACAGCCAAUGAUAAUCACUGAACAGACUGAGUAGUCCUGCCUCUUGGGCCCAUUUUCUGAUUGAUCCUAGCUUGGAUGCACUCACUGUCUACAGUUGAAGUCGGAAGUUUACAUACACUUAGGUAGGAGUCAUUAACUUGUUUCUCAACCACUCCCAACAUUUCUUGUUAACAAACUAUAGUUUUGGAAAGUCAGUUAGGACAUCU
Messenger RNA from Oncorhynchus tshawytscha (Chinook salmon), 2165 nucleotides. RefSeq names its product cyclic AMP-dependent transcription factor ATF-7. Bases 196 to 1758 code for a protein of 520 amino acids. The record is from RefSeq and is a predicted model, not a curated record. Gene Ontology annotation, biological process: regulation of transcription by RNA polymerase II. The transcript is spliced from 13 exons. Gene Ontology annotation, molecular function: cAMP response element binding; DNA-binding transcription factor activity, RNA polymerase II-specific. NCBI's taxonomy places the organism in Eukaryota, Metazoa, Chordata, Actinopteri, Salmoniformes, Salmonidae.